Penicillium cataractarum is the source of this 849-nucleotide messenger RNA. RefSeq lists its product as uncharacterized. The transcript has a single exon. Lineage: Eukaryota; Fungi; Ascomycota; Eurotiomycetes; Eurotiales; Aspergillaceae. The coding region runs from base 1 to 849 and encodes 282 amino acids. The record is from RefSeq and is a predicted model, not a curated record.
AUGUCUGCCCCCGUCGAAACCCUGGAUGCAAGCUGGAAGAAGGCCUUGACCAGCGAUGUUGCUGUGCUCAAGUUGGCAUCUUCCGAGGGUAACGUGGGUUUCCUCUCCAUCUUCUCCGAGAAGACCCUCAUGAACCUUCAAGCGGAGACCUCCUCUCUUCGCCAGGAUCUGAUGGCAAUGGACAUCAACACCAUGUACAACAACUCGGACAUCUACCAGAGGCUCAGCCAGAAGACGACUGAGGGCCUUCAACAGACCCAGGACGAAGCUGAGCGAGUCAAGCGCAGCCUGGAAGAGAAAGCGAAUGGCCCUGACGCCAAGGAUGAAGGUAGCUGGAAGGAUCAGCUGCGCAAGACUGUUGAGGAACAGAAGAAAAAUAGCGAGAAGCGUUGGGAUGAUUUCCUCACUCUCGGUCUCGCGGAGAUUGAGAAGCUUCCACCAACGAUGCGACCUGGUGCAGCAACCACCUACUCGGCUGGCCUGAGUGCUAUCGGUGCAUUCGCUGGGAAGAUCGUUGACACGCUGAAGGGCUUUGUCAGCCGUAUCAGCGAGUUCGUCAGCAAAGCCUGGGAGAAGAUCAAGGAAUUCGGACAAUCUGUCUACAACUGGGCCUCCGGCGCAUGGAACAGCGUCAAGGGAAUCUACGGUAGUAUUUUCUCUGUUCAGGGUCUAUCUACUCAGAGUCUCGUUGCUCAGAGCACCCUUUCUCCUCCGAAUUCGAACGGCGAGCUUGGUCCUCGCACCCUGAGAAAGGUUCUUAGUAAUGUGGCAUUGAAUGGAGCCGGUGACUCGGAAACGGUCAUGGUACCCGCCGGUUUGCUCCGCAGUCUGGCCGAGUUCCUGUGGUAG